Cyphomyrmex costatus is the source of this 857-nucleotide messenger RNA. Its product is annotated as alpha-ketoglutarate-dependent dioxygenase alkB homolog 7, mitochondrial. Bases 67 to 765 code for a protein of 232 amino acids. Gene Ontology annotation, cellular component: mitochondrial matrix. The record is from RefSeq and is a predicted model, not a curated record. NCBI's taxonomy places the organism in Eukaryota, Metazoa, Arthropoda, Insecta, Hymenoptera, Formicidae. Gene Ontology annotation, biological process: fatty acid metabolic process; DNA damage response. The transcript has 5 exons.
ACCAUAUUUGGGUCAUUUCUUUUUACUCUCCUCAUGUUACGGUAAAAGCAUGAAAUCAGUAAUUAUAUGCACUUAUUGGAAAUGGCGAUAAAUAUGCGUUUCCUAUUCCGUAAUAUAAACAGAGCAUUUUAUUGCUCAACUUCCAAACAUAAUGUCAAUUCGGAGAAAACAAUACCAAAAAAUGACGCAAUUAAGGAUUGGAGAAUAGAGCUGUAUGAUACUAUGAAAGUCUUGCCAAAUUUUAUCAAUGAAAAAGAAGAAGACAUUCUUGUACAAGAGGUUGACCCUUAUAUGAAACGACUACGCUAUGAAUUUUCCCAUUGGGACAAUGCGAUACAUGGCUACAGAGAAACCGAAUGGAGCAAAUGGAGCGAAGAUAGCUCUCAGAUUCUCGACAGAGUCCGUAGAAAAGCAUUCUUACCAGAAAUGAUACAGCUCUCGCUCGUGCAUAUAUUAGACUUAGCUCCUGAAGGAUGGAUAAAGCCACAUAUUGAUAGUGUCAGGUUUUGCGGAGGAAUUAUUGCAGGAUUGAGUUUGCUAAGUGACAGCGUAAUGAGAUUGGCGAUGGAAGGACACGAAAAGGAAUGUGUCGCGUGUUUUCUACUGCCAAGGAGAUCGUUAUACAUCAUGAGUGGCAUUGCGAGGUACAAGUACAAUCACGAAAUCCUCAAGUCUGAGGAAUCGUAUUUUGAAGGACGACACGUACCAAAAGGCAGACGUAUUUCUGUAAUAUGCAGAAGCGAGGCUGAUCCCGAAGUUACUUAAUUUACUCGAUUACGUAAUCUAAUCGAUUGCUUAAUCUAGAUAUCACAAUGUAUCAAAAUAUCUCUGUAAAUAUCUAAAGUUAGAUUGCCAUA